ACUCAGAGUCUUGCUCUUGUUACCCAGGCUGGAGUGCAAUGGCGCGAUCUUGGCUCACUGCAACUUCCGCCUCCGGGUUCAGCCAAUUCUCCUGCCUCAGCCUCCUGAGUAGCUGGGACUACAGACACGCGCCACCAUGCCCGGCUAAUUUUUUGUAUUUUUAGUAGAGACGGGGUUUCACCAUGUUGACCAGGAUGGUCUCGAUCUCUUGACCUCGUGAUCCACCCGCCUCGCCCUCCCAAAGUGCUGGGAUUACAGGCAUGAGCCACCGCGCCCGGCCUUUGCAACUGAUUUUUGAUGAGUUGAUUUGUACCCUGCAGAACUGCUGAAUUUAUCUAUCAGCCCUAACUGUGGGUGUGUUCUUACAUUUUCUGCAUAUAAGGGCGUGUCAUGUGCAAGUAAAGAUGGCUUUGUUUCUUCUUUUACAAUUUGAAUGCCUUUUCUUGUUUUUCCUGCCUAAUUGCUCUGGCUAAGACUUCCAGUAAAAUGUUGAUUAAAGUGGCAAAGUGGGUACACUUGUCUCGUUCCGGCUCUGAAGGGAGAAAGGCUGCAGUCUUGUCAUUCUGAUACCAGCUUCGGAUUUCUCAUACGUGCUCUUCAUCGUGCUGAGGAAGUUCUUUUUCUAGUUUAGUGAGUUAGUUUUUCGUCAUUAACAGAUAGUGUGUUUCAUGAGUUCCUUUUUUGGUAUCAGCUGAAUUGAUCACGUUUGUCUUUUUCUCUUUAUUCUUUUAAUGUGAUGUUUUGCACAAAUGUUUGCACACGGAAUGACUGUGGCAUUCCUGGGUUAAAUCCCACCUGCUCACGAUGCAUAGUCCCUUUGCAUGCUACUGGGUUCAAUCGCUGGUGUUGUGUUAGAGUUCGGCGUGUAUGUUCCUAAGGGAUGUGUUCUGUAGUUUUCUUUUCCUGUGAUGUCUUUGCCAGGCUUUGUCAUGAUGACCUCAUAGAAAGAGUUGGAAGUUUCCUCCUCUUCUAUUUUUGGAGGAGUGAGAAGGACUGAUGUUGAUUCUUCUUUCAAUACUUGGUAGGAUUCCCAGAAAAGCCGUCUGAUCGUGGGCUUUUCUUUUCUGGAAAGUUUUGAACCCGGAUUCAGCCUCAUUGCUUGCUUUAGAUCUGUUCAGAUUUUCCACUGUCUCUGUGAGUCAGUUCCCUGCAUAAGCCUUUCAGGGAAAGCCCUGUCAGGUCAGAACUAACAAUUACGAUUCCCUGGGUGUAAGAUCCACUCUGCUCUUUCCUGAAAUGUCCACGUGGGAAACUCGCACUGCCCGAUUCGAGACGGCUGCUGUGCUGUGUCGCGGGCAGCUCUACAUCAGGCUAAAAUCCUGCAGUGUUCUCCUGACCUGUUUCAGUGGCCCUGUGACUGUGUUUCGGCAUAUGCUGCUAAGGUUGAUUCUGAGAGUUUAGUCAAGUUUUUCAGCAUUUAUUAAGGGGACCAUCCCAGAGGUCCCUGCUCACCACUUUUGCUGAUGUCACGCCUAUUAAUAACUUUUAAUUACACAGACACUGUUUUAUGGAAACAACGGUUAUUUAUAUAUUUAUUUAUUCUGAGACGGAGUCUUGCUCUGUCACCCAGGCUGGAGUGCAGUGGUGUAAUCUCAGCUCCCUGCAACCUCUGCCUCCUGGGUUCAAGUCAUUCCCCUACCUCAGCCUUUCAAGUAGGUGGGAGAACAGGUGCGUGCCACCACACCCGGCUAAUUUUUUGUAUUUUAAUAGAGACAGGUUUUCACCAUGUUGGCCAGCAUGGUCUCUAUCUCCUGACGUUGUGAUUCUCCUGCCUCGGCCUCCCAAAGUGCUGGGAUUACAGGCGUGAGCCACCACGUGCGGCAAAACAACAGUUCUUUUACCGUGGAGUUUAGAGUCUCAUCGUCUUCCUCUCCCACGUGGCCCUCUGUGAGAAGCACCCUCUCACGUCCCAUUCAUCCCAGGCUUCUGUGUGGAUCACACCAGCCAUGUCAUUCUCACAUGACAUGUUUACCAGUUUUUUGUUUCCUUUCUGACAGAAUUGGGGAGUCUUUACAGGGCAUGGUCUCCCAGACUUGACUCUUAUAAAGAAUGUUUCUUUGUCUAUGUGUGUUUCCAAGUGCAGGUGAGGCAGGGCGUGUCCUUCACGUUUCUCUCUCUCUUACCCUAUCUGUCUGACUUCCUGGAAUGUCUGUGCUCAGGCCCUGCUCUCCUGUCCCGCCAUCGGAGACCUCACUGUCCGGCCCUGCCUGCCUCGGACCGUUGUCUGCGGCCAGGCAGUGCUGUAUAAGGACCCUCAGCCCUUGCAUAUACCGGUGUUACCUGUGUCUGCAGCAGGCAGAGGGGGCACUGGAGGCUCCGUGUGCUGCUGCCCAUCUGUGCAGGCUGCUGUGGUUAGUCCCGGGUGAUUUAGUGCUGGAGAAAACAGCCAGGCCAGCCACUGAAAAACAGAUGUGCUUGUUAAAUGUGUGCCAGGUGAAUCAGAGUUUUCGGAACAGGAAGGGACCUUUGAGAUGAGUUGCUCAGUGUCUUCGUUUUACCAAAUGAGGGAUGGAAUUCCCAAAAGUCCAGUAAGCAGCAGCUCUCUCCCUCCUGGAGGAGCGUCCUCCCUGCAGCCACACGCACCUGCCGGGGUCUCCAUCCAUCCAGUCUUUCCCUUGAGUUUUCACUGGACCUGUUCCGGUAGCUGAGUGUCGAUUCCUGCGUGGUGCAGUGGAAAGGGAGCUGAGAAGAGGCCUUCUUCUCUAAUGCACUUUCCUGCACACAUCCCCGGUCACUGAACCCUGCCCCACCGACUCCUCUAGACAGCAGCCACUGGGAUGAAGGAGAGGAUCUCCUCCGGGGCAGGCACUCACUUGGAGAGCACCUGAGCAUUUUGUCCCUGGCACUUGGGGCUUGAAGCCAGUGAGGAAAGGAGUGUGAAAAUGAGAAGGGAACAGACCAGUGUCACGUGUGGCCAGGUUGGUGAGCUGGAGGCAGGAGAGCUGUGAUGAAGUGGGGGGCUGCGGCCUGGCUCUGACACUUACUGCGUGACCGUGGGCAGACCCUUACAUGCCCUCCUCCUUGGUUUCCCCAUCUGUGCAAUGGGGGUGGUGAUGAUAAGAGUCAGGGGUCCUGAGAAGAGCGUCUGAAGCACCGGUCGGUCCGCUGGUGCUCUCGAGUGUCAGCUGUCAUGACAUGUAAGCAUUGUCAGGAGCUGCGACUCCCUGCUUGAGUCAGGAACUCUGCUGUUCACGUACACAAGGGCCAGUCGUGCGUGAGUGUUCUUUUCACCUGUAAUGCUGGUCCCUCUGUUGGACAUACAGAAAUAUUGUGCAUGGCUGUAUCUAUGAUGUUUUUGUAAAAAGAAAGAAUCUUAAAACUUUUAUUUAAAAAAAAAGUUUAGAAAGAUAACAGGCUGGAAAACUUUGGCAACAGUAUUUGGCACGCUGGAAACUCACCCAAUUUCCAGCAGUACAGGUGCUCCGUAAGCCAGAGGGUGACAUAAAGAGCCCUAAAAGGGACUUCAGAAGGCACUGGCAUUGUCGCACCUUUUUAAAUGUCCCUUCACCGUGUAAGUGGGUUCCUGACUGCCUCACUUCAUGCUGGGAGGCACAGUGGCUCACAGUUUGGUCAGAAUACCUGGUUGCAAGGCCAGUUGUAUGGGUCACUUUCUCAGCCCCAUGCCCCUUCACUGAAGAAACAAAGGUGUUAAUAGCAGUAUUAGCCCUCCUGCCAUCGUUCCGACACCUGACAUUGGUUCUAUGCAAGCAGAUUGCAUCGCACAGUCCUUGGCACGUGGGAAACAUACACAGUUACCCUUAGUUAAAGCAGAAGUGGCGGAAAACAAAUGUCUUGAACACCAGACUGAGGAAGGAAGUGCUUCUUAUUCGGCCGGGAGCUGUGGGAGGCUAAAGCCUUGCACACCAAGCUCCCUGAGAAGCAGCUUCUUUCCCCUUCUAUAGGCUUUCAACGCUUAAGGGGAAACAAGUGAAACUGUGUCAUUGUCCAUUGGCUGGACGUCUGACCUCACAAUGUUUUGGCCUCACUGAUUUGCUAGUUCAUAUGCAGCGUGCAUGGGAAUAGGCAGGGGAGGGGCUUACAGAGACAAGGGCAGUAAAUUACUAGUUGGCAGAGGUGUUUCCAAGAGGGGCCUGGGCCAUGCAGAUGUGGGAACGGGACCCCGUGCCGGUCUCUGGCCGGUAAGGAGCUCUUUCAUUGGCAGCUCUUUCAAGGCUUGUAGAUAGCAGAGACACUGGGAACUGAAAAGGGAGUCAUCUUCCCCAUCCUGGGGCCGCUUGAUGGCCUGGUCAGUGGCAUCAGCAAGUCGCCUGACCACAGAUUCACGCUCUUUGGUAUUUUAUUUCAUUUUUUUCACCCUCCUUUGCAUCCGGAAGGGAGGGAGGAGGAGGUGGAGAUCAGUAAGUGGAAGGAGGCGAAGGGGUCUCCCCUCUCAUAGGGGCUGCAAAUAUUUGCUCCCUGCGGCCCACAGACCUGUAUUAAGCUGACUGCUUCCACGAGGCCCAUCCUGGGUUCUGUGCCAAGGACCCAGGUCCCUGCCUUUCCCAUUUUAGAGUGAAGACCGCAGCAUCAGGCGUUCAGAGGCUGCAGGGGUGAUCACUGUUCCUGCAUCACUGCUUUGGACACCAGGGCCCAGAGAGCCUGAGUGCAUGGCCCACGCGUUUAGGGUGACGAGGGUUUCAGGCUCCGCAGCUUUUUUUUUUUUUGAGACGGAGUUUUGCUCUUGUUACCCAGGCUGGAGUGCAAUGGCGCGAUCUCGGCUCAACGCAACCUCCACCUCCCGGGUUCAGGCAAUUCUCCUGCCUCAGCCUCCUGAGUAGCUGGGAUUACAUGCAUGCACCACCAUGCCCAGCUAACCUUUUGUAUUUUUAGUAGAGAUGGGGUUUCACCAUGUUGGCCAGGAUGGUCUCGAUCUCCUGACCUCGUGAUCCACCCGCCUCACCCUCCCAAAGUGCUGGGAUUACAGGCGUGAGCCUCUGUGCCUGGCCCCUGCAGCUUUUUUUAUUGCACUGGCUGCCUUCUUAAAAAAUUGUCUGCCCCAUAUUUGCAGCGUGCUUAGUCUAAAGACCAGAGUCUCCCAGUCUCAGCCCCAGAGAGGAGAUGAUCUUUUUUUAAUGUGUUUGGAGUGUGGCCACACAGAGGGGAUUGACCUUCCUGUAUUCUAGAAAAGCUUCUUGCCCUGAGGAAAGCAGAGAGGAGGUGCAGAUUCCUGGGACUCGGGGAACGUGAGCAGAGGGGAGCAGUUCUGCAGGGAGCAGGGAGAGCCUUCCCUCGGCGGAAUUGGGCCUGAGAGCAUUUACGUCUCUUUGUGUUUAUGCUACACUCGAAUGAUUAUUUUCUGGUCACAAAAAGAUACUUAUUGUUGAAAUUUAAAAAUACAGAAAGGCACAAAGAAGAAAAAAAUCCUAGUUAUUACCAUUUACAUUUUAGUAUAUAGUUUUCCAAAUGUGUACCUUAUGACAACACGCAUACACAUGUUACACUGAAAAUAGCAUUUUUAGCCUGCUUUAUACACAAGACACAUCGUAAUUAUCUGUGUCGACACCAUAGUUUACUUUCCUUGCAGCUGUGCCUCCACGCUCUGCCUCAGCGUAUAACCUUAAUGCGCUCUCCCUUCUGAGAGGCAGGCAUCGCUGCAAAGGAGCAGGACCAGACUGGCACCGCACCGGUGUCUCCCAGUGUCAGCUUUUUAACAAAUGGCAGUUGUGCAGUAACAGAUUCCACAGGGACUUUGGAUGUCGACUGUCUUGUCACCGUCAUGUCAGUAGCAAAUGGCUCAGGCUCCUGUCUGGCUGGCUCUUGGCAGUUCUGUUAAAUGAAGGCAUUUAUGUGGUUGUUUUGGCAAAAGUGCAUGGAUUACAGAACUUCCUGGUAGUAUAAGAACUGGAGCCGGGCGCGGUGGCUCACACCUGUAAUCCCAGCACUUUGGGAGGCCGAGGCGGGCGGAUCACAAGGUCUCGAGAUCGAGACCAUCCUGGUCAACAUGGUGAAACCCCGUCUCUACUAAAAAUACAAAAAAUUAGCUGGGCAUGGUGGUGCGUGCCUGUAAUCCCAGCUAAUCAGGAGGCUGAGGCAGGAGAAUUGCCUGAACCCAGGAGGCGGAGGUUGCGGUGAGCCAAGAUCGUGCCAUUGCACUCCAGCCUGGUUAACAAGAGCGAAACUCCAUCUCAAAAAAAAAAAAAAAAAAAAAAAAGAACUGGUAAGCACAUAUGCAGACACACACAUUCUUCUGUGACAAUAAAACGGAGUUCUCAAAAUCAACACACACCGCAUAUUCUUUCUUGCAACAGGUGUGGGAAACACAAGCUUUCUCACCCCAUGGACUUCCCCUGGAUGAGUCUCUGUCUCCGUGCAGAUGCUGGUGAAUGUGCUGGAAGGUGUGGUAUCACACUGACCUCCUUCAUCCCAGCAUCGCAUGUGGUUUUCUCUCAUGAUUUAAUUAUUUCUAAAACUGCCCCGCAGUUCUCAUCACCGAGUGUGUACUCGUCACUUUCUAACAGAGGACGAUGCCACAGCAUGGAGAGGAGACACAUAUCGCCUGCUUUCCAUCCUUUCACUAAACUUAGGUUUUUCUCUCAGGAUGUUGUACUCCGAGCAGCAGGAGGCUGGGAAUUUAGCCUCCUCCCCGAGGAGCGCAGUGGCAGAGACCCGGUCUGGGGAGCAGGUGCCUUCCUCCUGGCUCUGCCUCUUCUGACUUCCUCUUCCACACCAACCCCAGUUUUCAGGCACAGAUGCCUGAUCCCUUAUCUGCAUGCAGAGACCGAGCUUCUCCUGGCUGCAGGAUUUCCCCCAGGACUCCCUUCCCUUCCUGGACAAAUCUCCCAUUUCCAGCAGUUCAGCCCAACGUGGAUCACCGCAUCUUAUCAACAGCCACCAUAUGGUCAGCCUGGCAGGUUGCAGACCUUGCAUUCUGAAACACUCCAGUCCAUCAAGUGCAGUUCCCAGCAAAAUACAGCCAGUCGGCUCGUGCGAACUCAUGACACAGUGUUCUUUCACGAUUCUCAGUGGGCACCGUCACACAGAGCAUUCUGGUGUCUACGUGUCUUCUCCUCAUGUUUGUCAUGAAGUUUAGCAAAUAUUUAUUGAGCCCAACUCUGUAGGGCUCCAGGCUUAGUGUUGCUGAGGAUUCUGAGGUUCAUCAGGGGAAGCCUCUGCCCUUCAGGAACAUCUAGUGCAGGAAGCAGGAAUACCAAAUCGACAUAUUUUUUGCUCAGACCUGGACAGAUAGUCGCCUUCGAUUCAACAGCACAAUGAAAAUUCUAACUCUGAACAGCAACAUGGUGGGGCUGAUCUGGCUCCCAGACACCAUCUUCCGCAAUUCUAAGACCGCAGAGGCCCACUGGAUCACCACACCCAACCAGCUCCUCCGGAUCUGGAACGACGGGAAAAUCCUUUACACUUUGAGGCUCACCAUCAACGCCGAGUGCCAGCUGCAGCUGCACAACUUCCCCAUGGACGAGCAUUCCUGCCCGCUGAUUUUCUCCAGCUAUGGCUAUCCCAAAGAAGAAAUGAUUUACAGAUGGAGGAAAAAUUCAGUGGAGGCAGCUGACCAGAAAUCAUGGCGGCUGUAUCAGUUUGACUUCAUGGGCCUCCGAAACACCACAGAAAUCGUGACAACGUCUGCAGGUGAUUAUGUUGUCAUGACUAUAUAUUUUGAAUUGAGUAGAAGAAUGGGAUACUUCACUAUUCAGACCUAUAUUCCCUGUAUACUGACUGUGGUUUUAUCCUGGGUGUCGUUUUGGAUCAAAAAAGAUGCUACACCAGCCAGGACAGCAUUAGGCAUCACCACGGUGCUGACCAUGACCACCCUGAGCACCAUCGCCAGGAAUUCCUUGCCGCGUGUGUCCUACGUGACCGCCAUGGACCUCUUUGUGACCGUGUGCUUCCUGUUUGUCUUCGCCGCGCUGAUGGAGUAUGCCACCCUCAACUACUAUUCCAGCUGCAGGAAACCAGCCGCCACCAAGAAGGCAGCAUCGCAUCCAGAUUCCUCAAGAUGGAUUCCUGAGCGAAUAAGCCUCCAAGCCUCCUCCGUACGUAUAGCCUUGCAGAACUAUUCCCUCCUGGACAUGAGGCCGCCACCACCUGCGAUGAUCACUUUGAACAAUCCCGUCUACUGGCAGGAGCUUGAGGACACCUGUGUCUAUGAGUGUCUGGAUGGCAAAGACUGCCAGAGCUUCUUCUGCUGCUAUGAAGAAUGCAAAUCAGGGUCCUGGAGAAAAGGUCGUAUUCACAUAGACAUCUUAGAGCUGGACUCCUACUCCCGGGUCUUCUUCCCCACGUCCUUCCUGCUCUUUAACCUGGUCUACUGGGUGGGGUACCUGUAUCUCUAAGGGUUGUCGCAGUGAAGAGUGACGAGCGUUUGGUUCACACCUGACCUUCCGUUGCUUCUCCGUUGGGAGUGGCAAGGAGGGACACUGCUCAGUGCAUCUUGUUAUAAAUGACCUUUGAGCGACACAGGAAGUACUCAGCAAAGGUUUCUACUACGUAUCUCACACAUACACACGCGCUCGUGCUGAUUGAGUUUUAAAGUAAUGUUCUUGCUAAUCCCUACUGAACUGUAGCUUGGUGUUGUUUCUGAGUGGUGUUUUGGAUAUUGGAAGCAGCUGAUGAUUACUCUUGCAAAGAAAUCUGUAAAACGUGCAGGCGAAUGUCUGAGAUGCUCUCUCAGGCCCUUGGUCCUCCUGCAAAUUUCCUUCGCAGCCCUGGGUGUAGUGCCCACGUGUACUGAACCACCCCAGGCCGAGCCCCACUCCUGCUGGCUCAGCCAGGGCUCUCUGAGCUCCAGUGUGAGCAGCGGUGGGUUUCAGCCCCGGUCUCCUCUCUCUGUGCCCUCUCUGGCUCUGGCACCGUCGUCGUUAGCUGGCACCGGUUACCUAAUAGCAUCGCUCUAGGCCUGGGAAGAGUACUCUGGCAUUGCCCACGGUUUCCAUUGGAGGAGAAAAUAAGAUUUUCAAAAUGCUCGUGUUGUUGGGUCAAAGAUGAUUAUUUCUGAUCAUCAGAAGGUUAUUACUUUAUUUUAACUUGUGAGGGGCAACAAUAUUCGAACUUUGGGUUCUUGGACUAGUUCAACAACAUUUUACCAUAAGAGCUGUGCUUACUAGACCGAGAGUGUGUGCUCAGCCCCAGAGUGUGUGUCUAGCUUAUGUCAUAUUAUUAUGGGUUCAGUAAUUGUCUUCAUUUUGCAAAGAAAGGUAUACAGUGCUCACAGCCUGUUAUCUUGAAACAAACACCAGAGUGUGAAAGACAUGUAGAUAAAAUUUUAUUUUAUUUAUUUAUUUUGAGAUGGAGUCUCACUCUAUUGCCUAGCCAGGCUGGAGUACAGUGGCACCAUCUCGGCUCACUGCAACCUCCGCCUCCCAGGUCCAAGCGAUUCUCCUGCCUCAGCCUCCCCAGUACAGGUACGCACUACCACACCCGGCUCAUUUUUGUAUUUUUUUUUUUAGUAGAGGCAGGGUUUUGCCAUGUUGGCCUGGCUGGUCUUGAACCCCUGACCUUGGGUGAUCUGCCCGCCUCAGCCUUCCAAAGUGCUAGGAUUAUAGGCGUGACCUAUCACGCCCGACCAAGAUUUUAAAAAUUUCAUAGUGAAUAUUAAUUUUCAACUCAAACCAACUUUAGAUGCAAAAAAUGGGCAAUGGUGAUCAUCAAGUACAUAUUUUGAUGAACAAGAUUAUUUUGUACUUUGAAAUAUGGAUACAUAGCAAAAUCCCAAAGAAAAAAAAAUCCUCCCAAAUCAAUACUCUUUUGAUAUUUUUAUAACACAAAACCAACUUGCUUCUUGCUGUUAGUUUGUUGUUACAGCUGGAUGCCAGUGUGAACUACAGUAGACUUUCCAGAACUUCUCUUCAUCAGUAGGGAAAACACAAGCCCUACCAGUUAGUCAAUAAUGCUUUGGCAUUAUUAAAAUUUGGAACCAGAAUCUCUGUGCUUCUCAUCUUUCUCACACAGAAAACUCAAUUCAUUUCACCUAGAAAACAUGAUUUUAAAAACUGUCUAUUGAGCAUACCAUAAUUACUCAGAUAAGUAAAGUAUUUUGCAGAGAAAGUAUAGAAAAGUGUCGGUUACACACAAUUUCCUACAUGUAUACCAGACACAGAAGAGGAUGGGAGUGGAAUAGGCCAGAAAAAUUGAAACUAGCUUUACCUGCUUUAUUUUUUUGUGGGGGGAAGUCUUGCUCUGUCACCAGGCUGGAGUGCAGUGGCACAAUCUCGGCUCACUGCAACCUCCGCCUCCUGGGUUCAAGUGAUUCUUCCACCUCAGCCUCCCGAGUAGCUGUGACCACAGGCGCGUGCCACCACGCCCGGCUAAUUUUUUUCUAUUUUUAGUAGAGACGGGGUUUUACCAUGUUGGCCAGGAUGGUUUUGAUCUCUUGACCUUGUGAUCUGCCCACCUCGGCCUCCCAAAGUGCUGGGAUUACAGGCAUGAGCCACCGCGCCCGGCCUGCCUGCUUAUUCUUAUUAAGAUUGUUGCAUAUUAAAUGAAUGCAAAGAUACAGAUAUAUGAGGCCCCAGUUUUCAAGGAUGGAGUCUGCACAGCGUGAGACAUUCAAACUCAUGGUUUUUCUGUCAACUCUCUGCCUUUUGGUUUGGUAGUUGUUACAAAAGCCACAAGCCAAUUGGCUUCAAUUUAGUAAAUUCAGUUUUGAAAAUAUUAUUUGUGAAGAAACAGGUUGAAAAUACUGUCUUAAAUGAAGUGUCUCCUCUAUUGGAGAGGUCCACACUCUGGUCCUCUAGUUCUGUCUCUCAUGUGUCAGCAACCUCAGCCGUGGCAGAGAGAUUCUGCAGGGAUCCUGAGCAGAGGAGUCCAGGUCACACCACAGCAAUGAGCACCAAGGGAAGCAGGUCCAAGGACAGUUUUCAAACACAAUGUCCAACCUUUUGAUGGGUAACUUUAACAAGCAACCUGCUACAUUUUAAAAGAAGUUCUAGAGAGAACUGAAUUUUCUAGCAAAAUUCUAAUUGGGAGGAGAAUAACCUAAAAUAACUUUUUUAUAACAUGGAUUUGUUCAAUUUUACCUUAAAAGAAUUUUCCUGAUGCCUCAUGUUUGUCUCAAAACCACUCAAUAUUUGGAUAUUUGUAGCAAACCCUCUUGAAAUUUUACAGGUAGGGUAAAUACACCAAUAGCCUCCGUUUUCUGAAUCCAGCCAUUCUCUUCCCAACCUCAGCAGUCCUCCUGGGGAAAACAGAGGCAUUCAAUGCCCCUUUUCCAGGAAGGAAGACCUUCAUCUAAGGAAAGUCCAGUGGAUUUCACUGAGCAGCAUAGCGUAGAUUCCUGCAUAUAUAGCAGGCUACCCAGUAGGGGUCUGAAUAAAAAGAGCUGAAGCACCCCUAAGAGCAGGUCCAUGCCGGGUUCUCUGCAGGUUUGCACAGCUCAACUUCUCCAUAACAAUUUCAACUCCUGAGAUGAGCCUUUUCAGUCCACAAUACGGGAGAGGUGAGUGUGCCUCGCUGAGCUGCAGAGCUCAGGGGCUUCUUCAGAUGUGCGUGUUUACUGUCUAGAGGAAGCAGAGGAGCAGUGUGGGGAGAGUUGGAGGGAAGUGACUUUGUUUCACUGAAGACUGUCCUUUGCCAGGAUGCCUUAUCAGGAGGGACGUGUGUGGGCAUGGGGCACAGGGCUGCUCGACACAGCUAAGCCCCAGCGUGCUGUGCACAUGGAAUUGGGAACUAUCUGGGGUGGAAGGUGUCUGAGUGGUCUGCAUUCCGAAGGUGCUACUCUGUUCCUCACUUUCAGAAAUACUUGAAGUUGAGGAGAUGACAGUUUUGUAUUUUGACAUGGAAUCCAAAUUUCUGAUCACUGUGGAUCCCACUUUAAACUGUGACUAUCUCUUUUAAGCUGCACACUGGGUGAGGGGGAAAGAGAAGAAAAAGCAUUUCACAUUAAUGGAAUUGGAGAAAAUGUCACUUCAGAGCCUAGAAAAAUUUCAGCUUCUGCAAAGUCCCAACGCCACCUACCAGAACAGAGACUCCCUACUUACCAGACAGAGAAGGACAGUGUUAGUAUAAUUUACUCUGGACCCAGCUGGUAUUACCCCCAGUUUACCCAAAAUAUGCCUUAAAAUGAAACAAAGCUCAAAUAACACGCAACUUGUAGGAUUUCCCAUUUCCUGCAGUCAGCUCUAUUCCAUGCCCAGCUUUAUUUAUCUUUACCAAUGGAUGGAAAUAGGAUUUCAUUUCUUCAUAUGCCAAACAGUCUUCCCUUACCUUUACAUCAAAUCAAUUAAGUACAAAGAUUUUGCAGGUUCUUCAACUGAGGAAAUGCUUGUCCUCAAUAGCAUAGGGGAAGUUGGGGUCAAUCUAAACAUCAUCCACACAGUCCUUCUGGGGAUGUGUGUCUCUGCAGAACCUUCACACCGAAUCAUUUCAGCUGGUGAGUGCUUGCUGCAGUCAGAGUGAGUUUGCAGGCACGUUACUUCGCUGCUGUGCAAACCAGCCACACUCUGGAAGCCUCAGGAGAGGGGCCAGUUAGUUACCCGUUCUGCAUUGACUCCAGUCCCCACGACCUGGAAGCAGCAGGCCGCUCUGUCUAAAGGGCUAGAACACAAAACCCCUUCUUCCUUGACCGUUUUUAUCUCAGCUGCCGAAAUGGGAAUUUUCUGUGCUUUCCUUCGAGACUGGAAGAGUUAGACCUAGUCUCCAGCCACUCCUCUUAUCACCAUAUCGGUUCAGUGCUCUCAAGGCAAAAGCGCUUUGAAUCCGCUCCAUGAUCUUGCGACUCUUUUCGAGCGACUUUAGACUGUCGUGUAAGAAACUUCAUCUGCGAUUUCUGUAUUAAAAAAGCAGUGAAGGACUUGAGAUACAUAUGAUCUGACGUAAAUAUGCAUUUGUACUGUCCACCUUAGAGUUCAGAGCACUGUCAUUUCACAAAUAUUCAGAGAGGUUCUGGAAAUGAGGGGAAAAAACAGACAAUGACUACAUUUGUUAAAUUUACAAAGUUCUGCUGAGCCCCCUUCAAAACUCCCAGAAUCAAGAGAGUAUGUAAUCUGUACCUAUUGUUUUCCCAGAUUUGCCUGGAGGAAACAUUCAGGUUCAGAGAGUUUAGCAGUGCCUCUGUGUUUGUGUUCUCUCUAUAAUCACAUCAAAGAACCAAAAAAUAACACUUCAGGAUAAAUGACAGCCCCAUCGCCGAUCCCUCAUUGGCUUAUGUUUUAUUAUAAGAAUCCAUCUCUAUUGUUAUAGAGAGAAAACAUGUAUGUCUUGAGAUGAUCGGAUAAGAGCGCAGACAUUCAGCAUUUCUGGCAGAAUAAAAACUUAGCUUUCUUUCCCUUAAUGUCUAAUAGUUUUGAAGACUGCAGAUUAGGGCAUUUCCAUUCCUCCUUUUGGAAUUCCUACUGAUUACAAGCUAGCAACUUCAGGAUAUCAGCUUGAUCUAGUUGUCAUAAGGCCAAAAGGGAGACAUAUGUUUCUUUGUUUUAUUUUAUUUUUUAUUUUUUUGAGGCAGAGUUUUACUCUUGUUGCCCAGGCUGGAGUGCAAUGGCACCUCCACCUCCUGGGUUUAAGUGAUUCUCCUGCCUCAGCCUCCAAGGUAGCUGCGAUUACAGGUGUGCACCACCAUCCCUGGCUAAUUUUUAUUAUUGCACUUUUGGUUCUGGGGUACAUGUGCAGACCAUGCAGAAUUGUUGCAUAGGUACACACAUGGCAAUGUGGUUUGUCCAUCCCCGGCCAUCACCUACGUCUGCCAUUUCUCCCCAUGUUAUUCUUCCCUGACCUCCCCAACUGUCCCUCCCCUGGACCCCCACAACACACCCCAGUGUGUGAUGCUCCCCUCCCUGUGUCCAUGUGUUCUCAUUGUUCAACACCCACCUAUGAGAACAUGUGGUGUUUGAUUUUCUGUUGUGUCAGUUUGCUGAGUAUGAUGGUUUCCAGGUUCAUCUGUGUCCCUACAAGGGACAUGAACUCAUCAUUUUUUAUGGCUUCACGGUAUUCCAUGGUGUAUAUGUGCCACGUUUUACUUGUCCAGUCUAUGGUCGAUACACAUUUGGGUUGGUUCCAGGUCUUUGCUAUUGUAAACAGUGCUGCAGUGAACAUACAUGUGCAUGUGUCUUUAUGAUAGAAUGAUUUAUAAUCCUUUGGAUAUAUACCCAGUAAUGGGAUUUGUAUUUCUGGGUCAAAUGGAAUUUCUAUUUCUAGGUCAAAUGGAUUUCUAUUUGACCUAGAAAGGGAUUUCUAUUCUGGGUCAAAUGGAAUUUCUAUGUCUAGGUCCUUGAGGAAAUGUUCACACUGUCUUCCACAAUUGUACUAAUUUACACUCCCACCAACAGUGUAAAAGUGUUCCUAUUUCUCCACAUCCUCUCCAGCAUCUGUUGUCUCCAGAUUUUUUAAUGAUUGCCAUUCUACCUUGUGUGAAGUGGUAUCUCAAUGUGCUUUUGAUUCGCAUUUCUCUAAUGAACAGUGAUGAUGAGCAUUUUUUCAUGUUUGUUGGUCUCAUAUAUGUCUUCUUUUGGAAAUUGUUCAUAUCCUUUGCCCACUUUUGGAUGGGUUUGUUUUUUUCUUGUACAUCUGUUUUAGUUAUUUGUAGAUUCUGGAUAUUAGCACUUUGUCAGAUGGGUGGAUUGCAAAGAUGUUUUCCCAUUCCGUUGGUGGCUGGUUCACUCUAAUGAUUGUUUCUUUUGCUAUACAGAAGCUCUGGAGUUUAAUUAGAUCCCAUUUGUCUAUUUUGGCUUUUGUUGUCAUUCCUUUUGGUGUUUUAGUCAUGAAGUCCUUGCCUAUGCCUGUGUCCUGAAUGGUUUUGCCUAGAUUUCCUUCUAGGGUUUUUAUCGUGCCAGGUCUUAUGUUUAAGUCUUUAAUCCAUCUGGAGUUAAUUUUAGUGUCAGGUGUCAGGAAGGGGUCCAGUUUCUGCUUUCUGCACAUGGCUAGCCAGUUUUCCCAACACCGUUUAUUAAACAGGGAGUCCUUUCCCCAUUGCUGGUUUUUGUCAUGUCUGUCAAAGGUCAGAUGGUUGUAGAUGUGUGGUGCUGCCUCCGAGGCCUCUGUUCUGUACCAUUGGUCUACAUCUGUUGUGGUGCCAGUACCAUGCUGUUUUCAUUACUACAGCCUUGUAGUAUACUAGUAUAGUUUGAAGUCAGGUAGUGUCAUGCCUCCAGCUUUGUGGGUUUUUUUUUUUUUUUUUUUUGCUUAGAAUGGGCUCAGCUAUGCAGGCUCUCUUUUGAUUCCAUAUGAAGUUUAAGGUGGUUUUUUCCAGUUCUGUGAAGAGGGUCAUAGGUAGUUUAAUUGGGUAGCAUUGAAUCUAUAAAUUACUUUGGGCAGUAUGGCCAUUUUCACAAUAUUGAUUCUUCCUAACCAUGAGCAUGGAAUGUUUCUGCAUCUGUCUGUGUCCUUUCUCAUUUCCUUGAGCAGUGGUUUGUAGUUCUCCUUGAAGAGGUCCUUUACAUCCUUUGUUAGUUGUAUUCCUAGGUAUUUUAUUCUCUUUGUAGCAAUUGUGAAUGGCAGUUCGUUCUUGAUUUGGCUUUCUUUAAGUCUGUUAUUGGUGUAUAGGAAUGCUUGUGAUUUCUGCACAUUGAUUUUGUAUCCUGAGACUUUGCUGAAAUUGCUUAUCAGUUUCAGGAGUUUUUGGGCUAAGAUGAUGGGGUCUUCUAAAUAUACAAUCAUGUCGUCUGCAAAUAGACACAAUUUGACUUCCUCCUUUCCUAAUUGAAUACCCUUUAUUUAUUUUUUUUCUUGCCUAAUUGUUCUGGCUAGAACUUCCAGUACUGUAUUGACUAGGAGUGGUGAGAGAGGGCAUCCUUGUCUAGUGCCAGAUUUCAAAGAGAAUGCCUCCAGUUUUUGCCCGUUCAGUAUGAUAUUGGCUGUUGGUUUGUCGUAAACAGCUUUAUUAUUUUCAGAGAUGUUCCUCUGAUACCGAGUUUAUUGAGAGUUUUUAACAUAAAGUGCUGCUGAAUGUUGUCUAAAGCCUUCUCUGCAUCAAUUGAGUAAUCAUGUGGUUUUUGUCUUUGGUUCUGUUUAUGUGGUGAAUUACGUUUAUAGACUUGUGUAUGUUAAACCUGCCUUGCUUCCCCAGGAUGAAUCCUACUUGAUCGCGAUGGAUAAGCUUUUUGAUGUGCUGUUGCAAUCAGUUUGCCAGUAUUUUAUUGAAGAUUUUUGCAUCUAUGUUCAUCAUGUAUAUUGGCCUGAAGUUUUCUUUUCUUGUUGAGUCCUGCUGGGUUUUGGUACCAGGAUGAUUUUGGUCUCACAAAAUGAUUUGGAAAGGAUUCCCUCUUUUUGGAUUAUUUGGAAUAGUUUCAGAAGGAAUGGUACCAGCUCCUCUUUGUGUGUUUGGUAGAAUUUGGCUAUGAACCUAUCUGGACCUGGGCUUUUUUUGGUUAGUAGGCUCUUAAUUGCUGCCUCAACUUCAUCCCUUGUUAUUGGUCUAUUCAAGGUUUCAACUUCCUGGUUUAGGCUUGGGAGGGUGCAAGUGUCUAGGAAUUUAAACAUUUCUUCCAGGUUUACUGAUUCAUGUGCAUUGAGUUGUUUGUAGUAAUCUCUGAUUGUAAUUUGUAUUUCUGUGGAGUCAGUGGUGGGAUUACAGGCAUGCACCACCAUUCCCUUUAUCAUUUUUUAUUGCAUCUAUUUGAUUGUUCUCUUUUCUGCUUUAUUAAUCUGGCUAGUGGUCUAUUUUGUUGAUCUUCUCAAAAAACCAGCUCCUGGAUUUAUUGAUUUUUUUUUGAAGGAUUUUUUGUGUCUCUAUCUCUUUCAGUUCUGCUCUGAUCUUAGUUAUUUCUUUUCUUAUGCUAGUUUUUGAGUUCUUUUUUAUCUUGCUCCUCUAGCUUUUUCAAUUUUGAUGACAGGGUGUUGAUUUUAGAUCUUUCCUUGCUUCUCAUGUGGGCAUUUAUUGCUAUAAAUUUUUCUCUAGACACUGCUUUAAAUGUGUCCCAGAGAUUCUGGUACGUUGUGUGUGUGUUCUCGUUGGUUUCAAAGAACAUCUUUAUUUCUGCCUUCAUUUCAUUGUUUUCCAGUCAACAUUCAGGAGCCAGUUGUUCAGUUUCCAUGUAGUUGUGCGGUUUUGAGUUAGUUCCUGAAUUCUGAGUUCUAAUUUGAUUGCACUGUGGUAUGAGAGACUGUCUGCUAUAAUUUUCAUUCUUUUGCAUUUGCUGAGGAGUGAUUUACUUCCAAUUAUGUGGUCAGUUUUAGACUAGGUGCCAUGCGCUGCUGAGAAUAAUGUAUAUUCUGUGGAUUUGGGGUGGGGAGUUCUGUAUAUGUGUAUUAGGUCCACUUGUUCCAGAUCUGAGUGCAAGUCCUGGAUAUCCUUGUUAAUUUUCUGUCUUGUUGAUCUAAUAUUGACAGUGGAGUGUUAAAAGUCUCUCACUAUUAUUGUGUGGGAGUCUAAGUCUCUUUGUAGGUUGUUAACAACUUGCUUUAUGUACCUGGGUGCUCCUGAAUUGGGUGCGUAUAUAUUUAGGAUCAUUAGCUCUUCUCGAUGCAUUUGAUACUUUUACCAUUAUGCAAUGUCCUUCUUUGUCUCUUUUGAUCUUUGUUGGUUUGAAGUCUAUUUUAUCAGAGACUAGGACUGCAACUCCUGCUUUUUCUUGCUCUCCAUUUGCUUGAUAAAUAUUCCUCCAUCCCUUUAUUUUGAGCCUAUGUGUGUCCUUUGGCCAUCUUGGAUCUCCCCCUAUCUUUUUAUUAUUAUUUUUUUUGAGACAAAGUUUUAUUCUUGUUGCCCAGGCUGGAGUGGAAUGGCACCUCCACCUCCGGGGUUCAAGUGAUUCUCCUGCCUCAGCAUCCCAAGUAGCCGGGAUUACAGGUGUGCACCACCAUCUCUGGCUAAUUUUUUGUAUUUUUAGUAGAGAUGGGGUUUCACCGAGUUGGCCAGGCUGGUCUCGAACUCCUGACCUUCAGGUAGUCCACCCGCAUAGGCCUCCUAAACUACUGAGAUUACAGGCAUGAGCCACCACGUCCAGCCAAUAUUUACCUUUUUAAUGUAAUCUAACUAAUGCUUUGGGUUUUAAUGUUGUCAGUAAAACCAUUUAUACCUUUUAUUGCUCUGCUUAAUUAUAAAAGCCAAAUUUUAGCCCAACUUAAAUGUUACAGUCCUGAAAAACUAGUUGAACUGUCAGUCACUGAUAAGUUUUCCAUGUUUUAAGUUAACCAAGUGGGCUUUUUAGAUUAUACAGGAGCACAAGCUAGAAAAUAAUUAGGCAGACAAAACAUAUGUUCACACACACACCCCACUUCCAAAACAAACAUUAUUUGAAUGUAGCAUUCAGGGUAUUGAGGCGAACACAAAUUGCUUUGCUUGAACGGUUCAGAUAAUCACCUACUUGGAGCACUUCUCUUUUCACGUUUGUAAACACACACAGGGUUUUCCAGCCCAGUGAGCAGGCUGUGCAACGUGAGGAGCAUGAUGGUUCCUGCAGGGAAGCCAGAGCCUUGAACAGGUGGGAAGGAAUAAUGAACUCUCCCAGACUGAGCAGGUAGCUGCGACGUUUUCUCCUUUCUUUUCUGGUUUUUCAGGGUUCCUUCUUUGAUUUUCCUGAGAAAGGAACAUUUACACUUCCCGUGAGGGCUGGGACCCAGAUUUCUCGCAGUCGCCUCACUUACUGAAGUUCAAUCCCGGUGAAUAAUGAGUAUGUGCCCAACACAUUUCUUCAGUAUGUUUCUUAGAGUCUAAGAAUACAUGAGCGAGCCCACAGCGCAAUUAGUGCAAUCCCCAACGUGUCAAUCUUCUCAAAAUGACAACAUUGCCACUAACCACUUCUUUAAAAAGAAUUCAAAUUUCUGUUUUUUGCCAAACAUUUUUCCCAUACCCAGCAACGUGUAAAGUGGACUCCCAAACCUCCUUCCUUGAAGGAACCUGUGGUCCCUGGAGCUAAGCUGUCACUCUAGGGACACGGUGAUCAUCAGGACUGAUGCCAGGAAGGGGAAGAUCAUUACAGCAAGGCAGUGGGAAGGUGCCAGCAUCCGCUUUCCACGUGAGAUGGGCUGAGUUUUCACCCAGGAAGUCUGAAGUCUUGGGAAGGGCAGGUGGAGUUGCUCCUGGCAAGGGUGUGACUGUGCACAGGUUGGCAUGAUUUUCCUUUUGAGUUGACUGGAGUUUUACAACUUGAUUCAUUAGCACAGGUGUGUGGGAAUAUGUGUCUGUGCCCACCCACGGCACUUUCUUGGAACUCAGAGCUUCUCUAGUCUGAGGAGAUCUAUUCGAAAGGACAGUGCUCGACUUUGAAUUUAUGAAAGAUUAUUGGAGACAUCUUGAGUAGAAGACCCAACCCACUGUCAGCUUCUAAUUUUCAUGAGCAAAUGAUGACUGCUUUGAUUUGAUUAGGCUUUCUUAUAACAGGUUUUUAUAAUUGAUUUUAUGUUUGUAACAGGAAGGAUUUUUUUAAUUAAUUAAUUUAUAUUAUAUUGCACUUUAGGUUCUGGGGUACAUGUGAAGAACAUGCAGGAUUGUUGCAUAGAUACAUACAUGGUAAUGUGGUUUGCUGCCUCCAUCCCCAUCCCUGUAUCUGGCAUUUAUCCCCAUGUUAUCCCUCCGCAACCCCCUAGCCCCCCCAGUCUCUCCCCCAGUCCCCUGCAACAGACCCCAGUGUGUGAUGCUCCCCUCCCUGUGUCCAUGUGUUCUCAUUGUUCAACACUUGCCUAUGAGUAAGAACAUGAGACGUUUGAUUUUCUGUUCUUGUGUCAGUUUGCUGAGAAUGAUGUUCUCCAGGUUCAUCCAUGUCCCUACAAAGGACACGAACUCAUCGUUUUUUAUGGCUGCAUAGUAUUCCGUGGUGUAUAUGUGCCACAUUUUCCUUGUCCAGUCUAUGGUCGACGGGCAUUUGGGUUGGUUCCAGGUCUUUGCUAUUGUAAACAGUGCUGCAAUGAAUAUACAUGUGCAUGUGUCUUUUAUAUUCUUAUAAAAGAAUGAUUUAUAAUCCUCUGGGUAUGUACCAGUAAUGGGAUUGCUGGAUCAAAUGGAAUUUUCUAUUUCUAGGUCCUUGAGGAAGUGCCCACACUGUCUGUCUUCCACAAUGAUUGAACUAAUUUACACUCCCACCAGCAGUGUAAAAGUGUUCCUAUUUCUCCACAUCCUCUCCAGCAUCUGUUGUCUCCAGAUUUUUUAAUGAUCGCCAUUCUACCUUGUGUGAAGUGGUAUCUCAAUGUGCUUUUGAUUUGCAUUUCUCUAAUGACCAGUGAUGAUGAGCAUUUUUUCAUAUGUUUGUUGGACUCAUGUGUGUCUUCUUUUGAAUAGUGUCUGUUCAUAUCCUUUGACCACUUUUGGAUGGGUUUGUUUUUUUCUUGUACAUCUGUUUUAGUUAUUUGUAGAUUCCGGAUAUUAGCACUUUGUCAGAUGGGUGGAUUGCAAAAAUGUUUUCCCAUUCCGUUGGUUGCUGGUUCACUCUAAUGAUUGUUUCUUUUGCUGUGCAGAAGCUCUGGAGUUUAAUUAGAUCCCAUUUGUCUAUCUUGGCUUUUGUUGUCAAUGCUUUUGGUGUUUUAGUCAUGAAGUCCUUGCCUAUGCCUGUGUCCUGAAUGGUUUUGCCUAGAUUUUCUUCUAGGGUUUUUAUGGUGCCAGGCCUUAUGUUUAAGUCUUUAAUCCAUCUGGAGUUAAUUUUAGUGUCAGGUGUCAGGAAGGGGUCCAGUUUCUGCUUUCUGCACAUGGCUAGCCGGUUUUCCCAACACCGUUUAUUAAACAGGGAGUCCUUUCCCCAUUGCUGGUUUUUGUCAUGUCUGUCAAAGGUCAGAUGGUUGUAGAUGUGUGGUGGUGCCUCCGAGGCCUCUGUUCUGUUCCAUUGGUCUACAUCUGUUGUGGUACCAGUACCAUGCUGUUUUCAUUACUAUAGCCUUGUAGUAUACUAGUAUAGUUUGAAGUCAGGUAGUGUCAUGCCUCCAGCUUUGUGGGGUUUUUUGUUUGUUUGUUUUGCUUAGAAUGGGCUCAGCUAUGCAGGCUCUCUUUUGAUUCCAUAUGAAGUUUAAGGUGGUUUUUUCCAGUUCUGUGAAGAGGGUCAUAGGUAGUUUAAUCGGGUAGCAUUGAAUCUGUAAAUUACUUUGGGCAGUAUGGCCAUUUUCACAAUAUUGAUUCUUCCUAACCAUGAGCAUGGAAUGUUUCUCCAUCUGUUUGUGUCCUCUCUGAUUUCGUUGAGCAGUGGUUUGUAGUUUUCCUUGAAGAGGUCCUUUACAUCCUUUGUUAGUUGUAUUCCUAGGUAUUUUAUUCUCUUCAUAGCAGUUCAUUUCAUUCUUGAUUUGGCUCUCUUUAAGUCUUUUAUUGGUGUAUAGGAAUGCUCGUGAUUUCUGCACAUUGAUUUUGUAUCCUGAGACUUUGCUGAAGUCGCUUAUCACUUUCAGGAGAUUUUGGGCUGAGACGACAGGAUAUUCUAAAUAAACCAUAUUGUCUGCAAAGAGAGACAAUUUGACUUCCUCCUUUCCUAUUUGAAUACCCUUUAUCUUUUCCUUGCCUGAUUGUUCUGGCUAGAACUUCCACUACUAUAUUGAAUAGGAGUGGUGAGAGAGGGCAUCCUUGUCUAGUGCCAGAUUUGUUUUUGCCCAUUCAGUAUAAUACUGGCUGUUGGUUUGUCAUAAAUAGCUUUUAUUAUUUUGAUAUGAUCCAUCGAUACCGAGUUUAUUGAGAGUUUUUAGCAUAAAGGGCUGUUGAAUUCUGUCAAAGGCCUUCUCUGCGUCAAUUGAGAUAAAUCAUGCGGUUUUUGUGUUUGGUUCUGUUUAUGUGGUGAAUUACAUUUACAGACUUGUGUAUGUUCAACCAGCCUUGCAUCCCUGGGAUGAAGCCUACUUGAUCAUGAUAGCUAAGCUUUUUGAUGUGCUGUUGCAAUCAGUUUCCCAGUAUUUUACUGAAGAUUUUUGCGUCUAUGUUCAUCAUGGAUCAAUAUCCUGAUGUUUUCUUUUCUUGCCAAGUCUCUGCCAGGUUUUGGUAUCAGGAUGAUGUUGGUCUCAUAAAAUGAUUUGGGUAGGAUUCCCUUUUUAAAUUGUUUGGAAUAGUUUCAGAAGGAGUGGUACCAGCUCCUCUUUGUGUGUCUGGUAGAAUUCAGCUGUGAACCCAUCUGGACCUGGGCUUUUUUUGGUUGGCAGGCUAUUAAUUGCUGCCUCAACUUCAGCCCUUGUUACUGGUCUAUUCAGGGUUUUGGCUUCUUCCUGGUUUAGGCUUGGGAAGGUGCAAGUGUCCAAGAGUUUAUCCAUUUCUUCCAGGUUUACUGUUUUAUGUAAAGUUGUUUGUAGUAAUCUCUGAUGGUAAUUUGUAUUUCUGUGGAAUCGGUGGUGAUAUCCCUUGUUAUUGCCUCUAUUUGAUUCUUCUCGCUUUUCUUUUUUGUUAAUCUGGCUAGUGGUCUAUUUGUUGAUCUUUUAAAAAAAAAAAACAGCUCCUGGAUUUAUUAAUUUUUGAAGGUUUUUUUGUGCCUCUAUCUCCUUCAAUUCUGCUCUGAUCUUAGUUAUUUGUUGUUUUCUGCUAGCUUUUGAAUUUUUUUGAUCUUGCUCCUCUAGAUCCUUCAAUUUUGAUGAUAGGGUGUUGAUUUUAGAUCUUUCCUUGCUUCUCAUAUGGGCAUUUAUUGCUAUAAAUUGUCCUCUAGACACUGCCUUAAGUGUGUCCCAGAGAUUCUGGUAUGUUGUGUCUUCAUUCUCAUUGGUUUCUAAGAACACCUUUAUUUCUGCCUUCAUUUCAUUGUUUAUCCAACAUUCAAGAGCCAGUUGUUCAGUUUCCAUGAAGUUGUACGGUUCUGGGUUAGUUUUUAAUCCUGAGUUCUAAUUUUAUUGCACUGUGAUCUGAGAGACUGUUUGUUAUGAUUUACUUCCAAUUAUGUGGUCAGUUUUAGACUAGGUGCCAUGCGGUGCUGAGAAUAAUGUAUAUUCUGUGGAUUUGGGGUGGGGAGUUCUGUAAAUGUCUAUCAGGUUUGCUUGGUCCAGAUCUGAGUUCACAUCCUUGUUAAUUUUCUGUCUCGUUGAUCUCAUAUUGACCGUGGUUGAGGAAGUUCUCCUGGAUAAUAUCCUGAAGAGUAUUUUCCAGCUUGGAUUGAUUCUCUCCAGCACAUUCAGGUACACCUAUCAAAAGUACAUUAGGUCUUUUCACAUCAUCCCAUAUUUCUUGGAGACUUUGUUCAUUUCUUUUCACUGCUUUUUGUCUAAUCUUGCCUUCUCAUUUUAUUUCAUUCCUCCUUUUAGUGCUGGUUUCUUCCCAUCUUAGUGGAUUUAUCUCCCUGUGGUCUUUGUGGCUGGUGAUUUUCAGAUGGGGUCUCUGAGUGGAUGUCCUUUUUUUGCUGAUGAUGAAGUUAUUCCUUUGCUUUUUAGGUUUCCUUCUUACAGGCCCUUUGCUGUGGGACUGCUGGAGGUCUGCUCCAGGCCUUGCUUGGGAUCACCUGCAGUGACUGCAGAACAGUAGGGGUUGCUGCCAGUGUCUUCUUCCGGUAUCUCUAUCCCAAAGGAUACCCAUCAUAUGUCAGCCUGGGCGCUCCUUUGUGAGGGAUCAGGGAGCUGCUUGAGGAGACAGUGUGUCCUCAUAGGGGAGCUGAAGUGCUGAGCUGUGACCUCCGUUGUUCUGUUCAGAGCUGCUGGGCAGGUACCUUUAAGUUUGCUGCAGCAGAACUCAUAACUGCCUUUUUUUCCCAGGUGCUCUGUCCCAGGAAGGUAGGGAUUUAUCUCUAAGUUUCUGAGAUGCCCUGCCCAGCGAGGAGGUAGCCUAGUCACAGUCUGCCAGCAGAGGCGUUGUCGGUAAGCUGCCAUGGGCUCUGCCCAGCUGCUGUGUGAACUUCCUUGCAGUUCUGUUUAUAGGGGUAUAGUUAGAACUGCCUCGGUAGUGGUAGAUGACCUUCCCGGGCCCAGCAGUGCUUUCUGUGAAACUCAGUACACAGCGUUUCAGAUUGCUGGUUUGUGUGGGUGGGACCCACCAAGCCAGAUCACCUGGCUCCCUGUUUCAGCCCCCUUUUUUUCAGUUAAAUGGGCAACUUUGUCUCCCAGCCAUCAGUUGAAAUGGCUGCCCAGAUUUGUGUGAGUUUUUGUGCGGAGAUCUGCUGUGCUGGCUGAAAUAGCCAUGCUGGAGACUCGUGGUGCUUUUCUGCCCGGGAAUCUCCUGGUCUAUGGGUGGUAAAAGUUCAUUUGGAGAUGCGGUGAUCACCUACCCUGUGCAUUCUCGCUGGGAACUGCACUCCAGAGCUGUUACUAUUUGGAGAUCAGGCAGGAUUUUCAUUAUCAAUUUUGUGAAUGAGUGAAGGCCCCCACUGCACAGAGCAGCAAUUCAGCCACUCUGAUGGAGAUCAGGGCACCCACUCGAUUAGCCUUGGCAGACCCAGGCCACCCUCAUCCAGCGUGCUGCGUCCACUGGUCCAUGUACCUCCAGGUUCAUCUUGGGAGCUACAAAGAGGAAAGAAAGACAAAACUUUGCAUUCUUUUUUUUUAUAGACGGAGUUUCGCUCUUGUUACCUGGGCUGGAGUGCAAUGGCGCGAUCUUGGCUCACCUCUGCCUCCUGAGUAGCUGGGUUUACAGGCACGCACCACCAUGCCCAGCUAAUUUUUUGUAUUUUUAGUAGAGACGGGGUUUCACCAUGUUGACCAGGAUGGUCUCGAUCUCUUGACCUCGUGAUCCACCCACCUCGGCCUCCCGAAGUGCUGGGAUUACAGGCUUGAGCCACCACGCCCGGCCAAAACUUUGCAUUCUUAAGCAAUUAAAGAUUUCUUCCAAUGUAAUUAAAAAACAAGUAAUGUGGGAGAAGAUGCACAUAACUUGCUCCCUCAAGUUCUAAAUUGUCACCCAAUAUGAAACAUUUUAGUGAAAGUAAACGAUGCUACAUCAUCACUCUUGUCCCCUUCCACGUUCCUGCUAGUACUCAGCUAUUGGUUCAACACAAAGGCUUAGAGCCUUUUCUAAACUAUAGCAAAUCCUAGUCCAAAAUUUUGCUUGCCUAAAACAUGUCCAGAACUGCUGUUUUCCCCAGCAGUCCUGCCUGCCCUGCCUCAAUCAGAAUUCAAAAUGACUAUUUAGCAGAACAUUCCACCCAAUUGUUGUUUGUUAAUUGCUUUCUCUCUUUUUUUUCUCAUUUUUACCUUAGUGGUUUAUUCCUUUUCGUAAAGAUAACGUGAAUUGGCUAAGAACUAUCUUUUUUCACCAAAAUCCAUGCAUCUUUGAAAGCUGCAAAUGUUGUGAGCUCAUUCACUGUGCUGCUUAUAUAAUUUGGGUCUAGGCUUUGGUUCCCCCUAACUUAUCCUGGCAUUUUUACUUUGAAUAGAAAUAGGCACAGACAAGAUAUGUUCAUGAAAUUUAUAGUACUUAUUAUUAUAUUAUCUCUGUUUAGAAUAACUCUUUUAUUAAAACAUUCUAAAGGACACUGUCCAUCAUUCUGGACAUUUGAAAUGGCUCAUGUUGUCAUAGUGAACAAAGUCUACAUGCUAAUAAUGCGUUUGUACAACUAGUUGGUGGGUUUUCCUUUAUGUGCGGCUCCUGUACUGAGCAAAAGGCUGUUGUUUAGGCAUGAAUUUUCUGUGAAAGGUUUAGGAGAGUAAUUAUUUUCAGGGAUCAGACCUGCGUGGUGUUAGGAGCAGAGGCCAUCUUGGGCUUACAUGCAGUUGUCUGUGGAUUUGUGUCUGUGUGUGCACUGGUAACACUGAAGCAACUUCUCACGUGUAUCACCACCCAUCACCCCCAAAUUUAGUUGAAACAAGUAGAAAGGAGCGCAGUUUUCUAGCAAUAGCAUAUUAGCUUACUAAGCCUCCGGUUAGGAUAAAAAAGAAGCGACAGAGAGAAAGAAAGUGGCCAUCUGUAUAUUUCCUGACACAGUGGGAUCAUGUUUUUUCCUUAAAGAAAAAAAAAAUGCAGCUUCACUACCUGGUCCGGAGUCUCUCUGGCGUCCGCAGGAGCCUUCCUCCUUCCCAGGGCCCCUGAGCUCGCUGUUGUGACUCGGGGCCGCCCUGGGCGACUCCGUGGUCAUUCGUGCAUUCUGGUCAAGUUGAUCCUAGAAGCCAAAAGUAGUUUUCAAGACUUCGAUGGCAACAGCCACCCCACCCUUGUCUAGGAAGUCGCGUUGACGGGUCACGGGCAGGGGCAGGAGGAAUGGAGAGCGGCGUGCUGCGCUCUGCUCCCCGGAGUCCUUCCCACGCGCAAAGCCGCGGUCUAGGUAAGGCCGGGACAUCCCAGAAUCCGACCGCACUUUGGAAUCAUCGCAGAGGUGGGUGUGGACGCGCGGCCUAGGGAGGCUCCGCUCUCACCACUUGGCCGGUGUCCUGGUCCCGCGACGGGUCCCCCGGUGUGUCCCGCUCCCUGCGCGGCUCGUGGCGUCCCAGUGAAAUGAGGGUGCACCUGCGCCCGACGUGCCUUGGCGACACGGGCGGCCCGUGCCCCGCUUCGUGCGUCUGCCCCCGCCGCGCCCCCAGUAUUUGUAUUCGGAUUCCCACGUUUGUAUUUCUAACACGAAUAAACGCACUUGUCACAAA
Molecule: messenger RNA, 26265 nt
Organism: Callithrix jacchus (white-tufted-ear marmoset)
Lineage: Eukaryota; Metazoa; Chordata; Mammalia; Primates; Cebidae
Gene: GABRG3
Product: gamma-aminobutyric acid type A receptor subunit gamma3
Biological process (GO): monoatomic ion transmembrane transport; chloride transport; gamma-aminobutyric acid signaling pathway
Cellular component (GO): membrane
Molecular function (GO): extracellular ligand-gated monoatomic ion channel activity; GABA-A receptor activity
Source: RefSeq, a predicted model, not a curated record